This is a messenger RNA of Anguilla anguilla (European eel), 748 nucleotides long. RefSeq names its product glia maturation factor, gamma (gene gmfg). NCBI's taxonomy places the organism in Eukaryota, Metazoa, Chordata, Actinopteri, Anguilliformes, Anguillidae. Gene Ontology annotation, biological process: actin filament debranching; negative regulation of Arp2/3 complex-mediated actin nucleation. Gene Ontology annotation, molecular function: actin binding; Arp2/3 complex binding. The record is from RefSeq and is a predicted model, not a curated record. The transcript has 7 exons. Gene Ontology annotation, cellular component: actin cortical patch. The coding region runs from base 151 to 579 and encodes 142 amino acids.
GGUUGGCCCUCCCCUUCCAGCGCUGUCUGCAUAGAGAGGAACUGAGGAGACUGUCAGCAUCCUGUCACAAGGUCUCUGGUAGAAAGUGAACCUGUGCAGCAUUAAUCUGUUGCUUUAUAACGGAAAGGGACGUGCACAUCUCCCCACAGAAUGUCUGACUCACUGGUGGUGUGUGAAGUGGAUGAAACUCUGAAAGAGAAACUGAAAAGAUUCCGUUUUCGCAAAGAGACCAACAAUGCAGCCAUCCUCAUGAAAAUUGAUAAGGAGAAACAGAUGGUGAUCCUGGAAGAAGAAUAUGACGAUAUUUCUCUGGAUGAUCUGAGAAAUGAGCUGCCAGAACGACAGCCCAGAUUCAUAGUCUACAGCUACAAGUACGUGCAUGGGGACGGCAGAGUGUCCUACCCGCUUUGCUUCAUUUUCUGCAGUCCUGUGGGCUGCAAGCCGGAGCAGCAGAUGAUGUACGCGGGCAGCAAGAACCGGCUGGUGCAGAUCGCUGAGCUCACCAAGGUGUUUGAGACGCGAAACGCUGACGACCUGUCAGAGGAAUGGCUGAAAGAGAAACUGGCUUUCUUCCGCUAAAGAUGUUAAUGACACAAGAUCACCUUCAGGGAAUUCUCACAACCCAGAGUACCGGCUGCCAGGAAAGUAAAAUAAAGAAAUAAAGAAAACCGGCGUAAGAAUGUUCUUCUGAUGAGUAGUAAAAAGUGGAAAUUUCCCCCUGCAAUAAAAAGCAUGGAUGCAUCUUUGA